This is a messenger RNA of Colletotrichum orchidophilum, 708 nucleotides long. RefSeq lists its product as uncharacterized. NCBI's taxonomy places the organism in Eukaryota, Fungi, Ascomycota, Sordariomycetes, Glomerellales, Glomerellaceae. The coding region runs from base 1 to 708 and encodes 235 amino acids. The record is from RefSeq and is a predicted model, not a curated record. The transcript has 3 exons.
AUGGUCCCAUUCGCGGCUUCCUCCGCGCUCGGGCUGGUUGCCGUCGCAAUAGCGGUCACUGCCACCUCCAAUGCCGACAAGUUCUUCUACGUCGGGGGCCAAAGCGCUUCUGACCCCACGGGCAACAUCACCAUUGGCCAGCUCUACAUUGAGAAGCUCACAGCCGUCCUCACGCUGCGGCCGACGCGCUUGGUCUUUAUCCACGGCAGCGGGUUUCCGGGGACCACUUGGCUCAACAACCCUGACAAUCGUCCCGGUUGGGCGACCUACUUCCACAAGGCAACCAGGUCUACCUCGUUGAUGCCAACAGCAUCGGCUGGUGGCCGGGGACGGACAUGCGCGGCGAUCCCUUCUUUGACCAGUUUCAGCAGAGCUUCAUUCCGUACACGACAAGCUACGUCUUCCCAAGAGCUGGCCAUGCGCGCCGCCUGGUGCGAGCUCCUCUCCCUCGUUGGCGCACAGUCCUACCUGGUCUCCCACUCGCUGGUCGCAAAGUUUCCAGUCGGAAUCUCCAACGACUGCCCCCAGCACCUCGCGGGCAGCUUCAACGUCGAGCCCUCCACGAUCCCCUUCCGCGCGUACGGCUACGGCCUGACGAGCAACGCGGCUAACCCGUGGGGCCUGACGAACACGCCCGUCGACUACGAGCCAGCAGCAUUUAGCACGGCGGAACUUAACGCCAUGGUCGAAUCCGUGGGCGAGCCGUAG